AUGAGCUCUGCAAGAUAUAAAGCCGGUCAGCUUUCCACAGCUUGGGGAGAGCACCUUGUGCUGCAGAGGUGGGUUUACCCCUCUGUCUGCUGCCGCAUACAUUCACCUUCUUUCCCUACCCCCUACUUGACCCGUAGGAUUUCUUGCCAUCAAGAUUCCUUGCCGCCGUCCAUUGAGUGCGCCCGCAGGGCCCGCCAAAGCAUUGGGUCGGUGACAAACAUGACCGACAUCACUCCGCCUUGUGCUGCUUCUCCUUUGACCACCCUCUACCAACUUCGCGGCCCUGAUAACAAGCGCACACAGAACCAGCUUCAUUAUUUCAUCGUUUUUAUCCGAGAUGCAUCUGUCAUUUCCGAUGCAUUUGUCAAACCAAUCGAUGGAAUGGCUCUGCAAGUUUCCUCCCGUCUCAGCGUGCUGCAUCCGAAGUUGGAACCGUAUGACCAGGGCCCUUGGGCCUCUCCAGAACGCAUAAAAGGCAGAGGGUCUCUUCCUUCCUCAGAACCUCAUCCUGUUGCACGUUUCAGGUCUCCAAGAAGCUACUCUUAG
Molecule: messenger RNA, 546 nt
Organism: Acaulospora colombiana
Lineage: Eukaryota; Fungi; Glomeromycota; Glomeromycetes; Diversisporales; Acaulosporaceae
Source: the annotation of a GenBank genome assembly